AAGAUGUCGGCUCGGUCAUGUGGUCAGCUGUGUCCAAUCACAGCUGAUCACAUGUAAACAGGAAAAUGCCGGUUAUCGGCAUUUCUCUCCCCACGAGCUGUCAUACUGACAGAGGAGAGGAGAGCCGAGGAGAGAUCACUGAUGAUCAGUGUGCCCUGAUGAUCUGUGUAGCCCCAGCAGCACCACCUGUCAGUGUCCAUCAGUGCCAGCACUCAUCCAUGCUACCUGCCAUGCCCAUCAGUGCCACAUCAAUGCCACAUAUCAGUGCCCAUCUGAGCUGUCUUUCAGUGUCACCCAUCAGU
Staurois parvus is the source of this 302-nucleotide messenger RNA. NCBI's taxonomy places the organism in Eukaryota, Metazoa, Chordata, Amphibia, Anura, Ranidae. The record is from the annotation of a GenBank genome assembly.